Sinocyclocheilus rhinocerous is the source of this 3549-nucleotide messenger RNA. Its product is annotated as adhesion G-protein coupled receptor D2-like. NCBI's taxonomy places the organism in Eukaryota, Metazoa, Chordata, Actinopteri, Cypriniformes, Cyprinidae. Gene Ontology annotation, molecular function: G protein-coupled receptor activity. Gene Ontology annotation, biological process: adenylate cyclase-activating G protein-coupled receptor signaling pathway; cell surface receptor signaling pathway. The coding region runs from base 152 to 3049 and encodes 965 amino acids. The transcript has 24 exons. The record is from RefSeq and is a predicted model, not a curated record. Gene Ontology annotation, cellular component: plasma membrane.
ACCGGGAUCAAGGAGAAGGACGGUCUGGAUGAGAUGGAUUUUGGAAUGGAUAUUACACUUGCAAGCUGAAGGAUGAAGACAGUGUAAGUGCACAUAGAUAAUAUGAGACAGAUAUACAGAUGCAAUUCCACAGCACAGUCCAAACAAGUGUAUGGAUGCUAGGACUCGAACUGUGGAAGAUCAUCACAUGGCAAGCAGCACAAGGCAGCGCUACAAAUACAUCUAUGUGAAGAUGUCCCCGGUGCUCUUUGGAGUGAUUUUGGCUAAUGCAGUGUUUAAAGGUAUGUGUGAGCCAACUCAAUCAUGGUCAGACAGGGCAGAAAGAGGACUUUUGGAUGUGCCAGACUCUAACCUUCUGAUCCAGAAGGAUGCAGUGUACCAUCUUGUGAACACAUCGUUCACUUUCGAACAGGCUCUGCGUUACUGCCGUGGUCAGUCCAGCGGCCUCACAACCUCAGGGGUCAAAGAGGACGAGGAGGGGGCCCGGAAGUUACUCUCUAAAUUUAGCACGCAGGGCCCAGUUUGGUUUGAAACCAACAAAAAACAGAACCCGACAACUCAUCUGGCCCUUCCCAAACAAAAAACGAUCCUCAGAGGAUUAUCUUUCACGUCUAAGGACGGCUAUGCGCGUGUGAACGCGUCUUUCCCGCCGCUGUCCGCGGUGAGCGUUUGCUUGCGCGUGCAGUGGGACCCGCGGCGAAAUGACGUGUCCACGGUGUUCUCGUACGCAGCGCGCGCUUUCGUCAAUGAAUUCCAGCUGCGCGGAAAGACAGACGACCGAAAAGUCCGCCUAGCGCUUCUCAUUCAAGGACAGCAUCAUCGGCACAAAGCCGAGCUGCCCGUUGAUGGAGAGUGGCACCAUGUUUGCGUCACGUGGCGCUCGAGCGAUGGAUUUUGGGCCAUUUACGUGGACGGGGAAACGGGAGAUUCAGAGAAAGGGAAAGCUCGGGGAAAUGCAAAGGAUAUCCACGGAGACGGGAUAUUUAUAUUGGGCCAAGACCAGGAUACUUUUGGUGGGAAUUUCACGGAGCCGUAUUUUGGAAACUUGACUGAUCUGAGCGUCUGGGGUGAAGCUCUGGAGUUAGAACAGGUGACGGCGCUGCACACCUGCUCACAGCUGACCAAUCACAGAGCCUUAUUCAGAUGGCAGGACUGGAGCCUCACUGUCCAUCAGUCUGUGCAGAAUGUGUCUGCUACACUCACCUGUCCAGGGUCCCUGAAGUCAACAGAGAAACAGGAAGAGGAAUGUGAGGUUUUUAAUGGCUGGCCUGACCGUCAGCCUCAGUACAGCACUGCCCCCUGCACACACACGCUCCCCUUCAUCUGCAGAGUCAGCAAAGGUGUAGUGAAGGGCCCAAUGGCAGUCAUGCAGACUGUAGAGCGCAUGGUGAGCAACCUUAACUCUCUGCUGACGGACGACACAGACAGUGUGCAGAUACACAGUGACAAUAUCAAGCUGCAGGUCCAGCAGAAGCUGCUGUCUGAAGGUUCUCACGUUUCUGUGUUUUGUGGACUGGGUGCGGGAAAUCGUGACUGCAUCUCUGUCCCAGCUGAAAACAUGAAGGAACUACAGAACAAUGGCUUCAAAAAGGUGACUUUACUGAAUACAUGGUACAGCUCUGUGAAAUGUCUCUCAGAGAGAGAGGAGAACAUUACCCUUUCUCCUAUAGUCAGUGAUGGAUCUCAUAGGCAUGUGCGAACAGUCUUGGGCUCGUCGGUCAUCUCGAGUACAGUGCUGGCAGAUGGACAGCCGAUCAGCAUGGCCAUAAACUUCACACUCCAGCACAAGAUUCAGAACAGUUCACGGAAUUUGACACCUAUCUGUUCUUUUUGGGAUUUUGACCUGAUGCCAGAGGGGGGAGGGUGGUCAACAAAGGGCUGCACCUCUAUUUCCACUAAGAAUAACUCAACUUCCUGUUCCUGUAACCACACUACCAACUUUGCCUUGCUGUUACAGAUCUCCGAAGUUCAGCCAAAUCCUGAUCAUCAGACAGGCUUGCAGAUCUUCAGUUUGAUUGGCUCUGGCGUGUCUCUGUGUGGUCUCAUUUUCACAUUUAUUCUCUUUGUGGCUGUUGGCGUUCCAAAGUCAGAUCGGACUACAGUUCACAAAAACCUGAUAGUGGCGCUGGUUGUAGCUCAGUUACUUCUUAUUUUCAGCGACUGGGCUUCGGGAAACCAGGAAGCCUGUUGGCUGGUGACGGCGCUCCUGCAUCUGUUUUUCCUGUCGUCUUUCUGCUGGAUGCUGGUGGAGGGCUUGCUGCUCUGGAGUAAAGUGGUCUCUGUGAACAUCAGCGAGGAGAGGCGGAUGAAGCUGUACUAUGUGCUGGGCUGGGGGCUGCCGGUUGUUAUAGUCGCUGUAACCUUGGCAGCCACUUUGGAUCGGUAUAAAGCACAGCAGUACUGCUGGCUGAACCUUCAGUCGCAUGUUAUUUGGGCUUUUGCAGGGCCUGUGCUCUUUGUUUUGGCCGUCAACGCUGUGGUGCUUUUUCGGGUUGUAAUGGUCACAGUGGCCAGUGCACGUCGCAGAGCCAAAAUGCUGACGCCCAGCUCUGAUUCGAAACUUCACACGCUGGACCUUACCUGGGCAGCGACGAGGCCAGUAUUGAUCCUGUUACCAGUGUUAGGUCUGACCUGGCUGUGUGGAGUGCUGGUGCAUUUAUCUGUUGUCGUGGCCUAUCUGUUCAUCACACUCAAUGCUUUUCAGGGCCUGUAUAUUUUUCUGGUGUAUGCGGUUUACAACAGUGAGGUGCGAAACGCUAUAAGAAGAAUUCAGGACAAGCGAAAAGCUUUGUCAUUUACAAACUGCUCACAGCCUAUCAGCUUCUUGCCCUCCCAGAAAUCUCCCAGUGCUUCAUGGGUACACAGCCUGCCGACUCAUUCCAGCCCAGAGAGCAGCGAGAGCUCGACUCCCAUCACCACUUCCACAGCCAACUCGCUCGUCUUUAAGAACGAACGGUUUAAAGAGGACCAUAUUGUGAAUUUCCCAUUGAAACCAGCCAACAGAAGUCAGGUGGUUCAGCUGACAGCCUUUAAACCCUCAGGCUGUUGAGAGGAAAACUACACACUACAGUUCUGCAUGGACUCGUGACUUAACCUGGGAUGAAGAUGUAGCUCAUUCUGUGGAGGAGCGAACACUGCCUCCUCCGCAAUCCUGCAGGCCGUCUCAUUCCCAGAGCUCAGUCUGUGUUGAGUGAGUAAAAGUUUUCUGAUAAACAUGAAACGACUCUUUCAGCAAAUGUUCAAUGAGACUGCGCUCAGCCCGGAGCGUAAAGAAUUCUCAGCGUUGUGUAUAUGGUCAUCAUUUAAUAAUGUAUAGAUGUUGUCAGAGUACAGAGGCUCACAGUACUAAAAAUGGACAACAUGAGCAUCAUCACACCAUUAAUCGUGACCAGACAACAGAAUGAGUUGUUAGUGAUUUUCGACUUCGGUUGGGAACGAGCAGCCCAUCCGUGGAGAUUUACAUUCAGUAUUUUGCAGAAGAAGAAAACUGUGGACAAUGACACCUAUCAGCUGUUUGAUCUUUCUGUAGAGAUCUAUAUAUCAUUUCAA